Molecule: messenger RNA, 7304 nt
Organism: Ylistrum balloti
Lineage: Eukaryota; Metazoa; Mollusca; Bivalvia; Pectinida; Pectinidae
Product: nuclear pore complex protein Nup214-like
Exons: 30
Coding region: 46-6657 (2203 amino acids)
Biological process (GO): protein import into nucleus; RNA export from nucleus
Cellular component (GO): nuclear pore
Molecular function (GO): protein binding; structural constituent of nuclear pore
Source: RefSeq, a predicted model, not a curated record
ACCAUUAUUUCAAGAUUUCAAAAGUGAAUCUCUGAACAUUUUAAGAUGUCAGAGGAAGACACACCACCACCAGAGAGAGAUGUUAAGGAUUAUAAAUUCCAGCAGUUAUGCAGAGUUAGGAUAAGUGAAAGUCCAUCAGAUUUAUCAAAGCAGAAAUCAAGAUUGGUUGCCUGUUCAUCACGAUAUGGACUUGCCUUUGUUGGCUAUGAUACAGGUUUUAAGGUCAUUAGACCUGCAGAGCUUAGUAAGAUUGACCAAGACAAUGCUAAAGACCGGAUGACAGUGAUUAUAGACAGUUUCCCUGUGGUUGCUGAUGUCAAAGUAUCUGGAGUUGUAUCAUGUAUUGCCCUCAAUGCUGAUGAAUUGACCUUGGCUGUGGUGGUUACCAAGGAUGAUCUAGUCCAGGCCUAUAUCUAUGAUGUUCGAGCAUUUGUUGAUGUGGUAAUCACACCUGUCCAAAGCUUUAUGACGGUUCGGUUGACCAAGGGCGGGGACACAAGAUUUGAGGACUUGGCUUGGAACCCAGUCCAGACAAACACACUUGUGACUGUACAGACUGAUGGUGGUAUAAGGCUGUAUGAUAUUUCUGACAAACUUGUCGUCGUGGCCACUAUACCAACGUCCUCUGCCAACUGUGUGUGCUGGAGUCCACGGGGUAAACAGCUAGUUGUUGGUACAACAGAUGGCAAAUUGAUACAAUAUGACCAGGAGCUGAAGAAGAAACGGGAAUGGGCAUGUCCUUCUGUGCUGACAAGGGGCAAUUACAAAGUUGUUGGUGUUAUUUGGCUGUCCACAUUUGAGUUCCUGACAGCAUUUAUCCCAGACGAUGCUGAGCCAAGUGACCAGCCAGACAUUGUCCUCAUUAGGGGAUCUAAAGAAGGACCAAUCAGCUACCAGAAUUUUGAAGACCCUUGCUUUGGAAAUGGUGAGGAGCGGGAGAGAAGGGUAUUGUUUCAACAUCUGCCAAAAUGGGACAUGCUGCUUGCCUGUUCAAGCAAUGCCUGUGAGAUAUCAGUUCUUGGGAAACAUCAGAGUGAACAAAAGAGUGACUGGGAGCGUUGGAACCUGGAUGAUUCUGCUCGGGCUGAGCUACCAUUGACAGACAAUCAUGAUGACACUUUUCCAAUGGGUCUGGCAAUUGACUACUCUUCCCAGGUCCCAAUAUCACUAGGUGAAGGAAGCCAUCCACCAUCCCCCAUCCUCUUGCUACUAUCAACAGAUGGAGUCCUGGUGCCCUACUACAUGAUGAAUAUGUACAAUGGAGCAGCUGUUCUAACAGAGUCCCCAAAAACGCUCACUACAGCAGGGAUCAGGAAACCUACAGGGUUAGAGACAGAUGCUGCAGGAAUCCCAAGCAGCCCAAAAAGUGUCAGUGGACCUCCCACUGGAUUUUCUGGUACUGGAACAGGGCUAUCUACAGGAUUGGCCACAGGACUAGCCACAGGUCCAAGUUUCCAGUUUGUCAACCCAAACAAAACAGCUACUUCAAAGACUGAUGCUUCAACUUUUGGAAGCCCUAUGACCUCCACACCAUCACUUCUUGGCAGUGGCUCUACAGCUUCAGUUGGAAGUGGUGAAUCUUUUGCUGGAUUUACUACAUCAAAAGUCAACACAACAAGCACAAAUAUCACAUCCUCAAUUACUUCAGUAUCCAGCUUCAGUUUUUCACAAGGCACUUCGUCGACAAAGGCUUCUACUUUCAGCUUCAGUGGAUCGCUAGGAUCUCAAUCCCAAUCUACUGCAUCUUCUGGGUUCAACUUUGGGGUCAGUUCUGCACCAAGUGCUGGAUCUGCAGUAUUUAGUUUUCAGACAUCUUCAGGUGGUCCAACAUCUGUGUUUGGUAUGCCAAGUACAACCAGUGAUAGCAAGUCAACUAAUUCAUUUGGAGUAGCAGCAGGCAUUGUUAGUACUGUAACCAACCCAGGCACUGCCACAGCCCCAGCAGCAACUUUUGGAUUUAGUUCUACUGCAGCAAAGCCAACUGUCAGUGCUAAUACAUCUGGCCAGAUAUCAUCCGCAACUUCCAAAACUGCUGGGGCAAAAUUUGUCAAUGUUGAAAACAGGGGUGCUAUGAUCCCUCCAAAUGUACAGUUGUCUGGUGGAACACGUCCAGAAAGACCAGAGCAGCAACCAUCUGCUUUUAAAGGCUUUGUAACAUCCAGCCUAGGCUCAUCAACUGUCACAACACCUCAGUCAACUUCAGGGUUUAAAGGAUUUGUCAAUCCUCAAUCUCCACAUUCUAGUGGUAUCGCUACAGCUUUGACUAGACAAGCAACUGGUGUGAUCCCGUCUGGUUCAUCUCAGUUUAGAGGCAAGACUCCAACCACUGCCAUUGCCAAGGCUCCUGCGUCCAGUGCUUCAAUCCCCUCCACACCUCAAACUGCACCUGUUCAAUCUUUCGAAAAAGUUCCUGACAACAAACCAGCCCCUGUACAAGCAGGUGAGAUACCCAGAUCCGGGGGCUCUGAAGACACUUUCACCAAGGGUAUCAUGGAGGAGUUAGCUCACUUUGAAGAGGAGAUGUCAGAGUUUCGGGCACAGACAUGUCACAGUGGUGUCCUGGUUGGCACACGAUCAGAGAUGCACCAGCUGAGAGGAAAAGUUGAGGAACUGACCAACUUUUCAGCAGAGAUUAUAACUACAACUAAGGACCAGACAAAGGAAGUGGAUGAACAGAAGUCACUCUGUCUUGAGCUGUUUGCCAUGGUAGAAGAGUGCCGCUUACGUGAGAGUCGCAAUACUGACAACAAGUACAUGCACCUGCUUAAGGCAAGGGCCCUGGACCCUGCCAGUCUGGACCACCUCCGUCAGCUGCAGCAACAGUACCAGGUGCUUGAUCAGGGCCUCAGAGAUGUGGAUGCCAUCUUGGAUCAACAAUGGAUGGAACAUCAGAAUAGGGAUAGGAACAGAAACAAGAUUAAGGCACCGACAACAGAUGUGUUGUACCGUGUCCUGAAGAGUAACAGUUCACUGAUCCGUAACCAAAAGACAAACCUCAACAACCUGGAAAAAAAGCUGAAGGAACUUAAACUGUACAAUAAAACCUCAUCUUGGCAACACUCCAAUUCUUCUAAUAACGACUCCAGGGAUGUGGAACUGUCUACGCUAGCAGAUAGUCUUCUGGAGAGUGAUAAUAAUACAGCCCCCGCUUUGUCAUCAACACAAAUCAACAGUAAAGCUCCAAGUCCAGAAAAACAAGCAAGGCUUCGUGAACACUUAGCCAGACGUGUUGUACCAAAAAUCAAGUCAACAAGACCAGAGAAUUUGUCUAUUUCCCGUAUAGCUACAGUAGACAGGCGUAGAUAUGAUCUUGAAGAGACUGUUGUGGCCCAUGCACCAGAACAAACCUUUCAAACAAAUACAGGUGAGAGGGGAUCCACCCGAUUUGGCCUGUCUUUCAAACAACCAACAGGAAGUGCAACUUCUGGUAUCGUGAAUGCAGCAGGAAAUGUUGGAAGUCAGAAGUUCAAACCAGCCCUAUCAACUGGUCAGAGCAAGAAUUCUUUGGCCAUAAACAGACAGUCUGGAAUAUGGGAUAUCAGCAGGCAAAAUAUGCCCCCUCCCAGUGGUCCUAGCAGCCUUCCAUCCAAAUACAUGAUCAACGCUCCUUCAGCUGUCCCAGAGGGAUUGAAGAACCUUGGGCAUAUUGUUGUGGAGGAUAUAACUCCACCUUCCUCCACAGGCUAUGAAGAGGAAGAUGAAGACGAUGAGGAUGAAGAUGAUGAGGAAGACACAUAUGAUGAUGAUGACUAUGAAGAAGAGGAAGAUGAGAAUGGCUUUGGACCACAGUAUACCAUGACGGGACAUGAUGAUUUAGCAGAUAAAGGUCAAAUCAAUGCAUUCACACCAAAGACAGGUGGAUUUAAUAUUGCUCAGGGAUCUGGAAACCUUAACAAAAACCUGUUUGGAUCCCCUGUAACCACCAAGUCUGUCCGUCCAUCAGGAGCAGCCAUCUCUAGUGUUAUUACUACGACAGCUAGUUCCUUGGUGGCAACUUUUGGUACCAAACCAGGAGAAUUCAGUUUUGGUGGAGGAACACAGUCCAAGACCUCUUUUGCCUUUGCUGCUAAUGCUGGUGGGCCUUCAUUUGCUUUUGGUGCAACAUCAAAAGCAGAAACUGGGGUCAAGACACCAGAAGUAGCAUCAAUCAGUAAGACCAAGGCUGACCACUCAGCUUUUUCUGUCUCUAGCACAAAAUCUUCAUCCAUAACAGGUUCUACAGCAACAGCUUUCAGCUUUGGAGGACAUACAGCUAAAACUACAGACCAAUCUAUUCAGGAACUAUCAUCUGUCAAUCCUCUGUUGUUUGAAGCCUUGUCUGAGGAGGAACCUACCAACAAAGAACCAUCUGGUGGCCAGGCAGUAUCAGGAUUUUCAUUCACAAAGCCUGUACAGCAGUCCAGUGCACCAGAAAUUGGUGUUUCUAAACAAGAAUCAGGAGGCAGUCAAGAAUCUACAAAAGUGUUUGGACAGUCAACAUCAAUUGGAGGCAGUCUGUUCCGAGUCCAAACCUCUGCUGCUUUGAGCACUGGUGGCAGCAGUGCAGCAUCCAAAACCGUCACUGAAACAACAGGUGUUCUUCCUGCUCCUGUCUCCAAGGUAGAAUCCUCUUUUUCAGGCUUUGGUGUGAGUACUUCAGCUCCUGUUUUCGGACAAAAGAGUAUAGCAGUGACCGGUUCCACAACCACAGCUGCAGGUGAUGGCCUGUUAGUAAACCCUGCGGUAACUGUAUCUACAGCAUCUACACCAGUAAACCCUUCAGUAACUGCAUCUGCAGUGUCCACACCUACAGUAUCUACACCAGUUGGUGGCAAUGUGCUUGGAAAUGCUGCAUCAGAAGGUGUAUCUCAAGUCUCAAGUUCCACUUCUACCAAAAGUGCUAGCAUUGGAUUAUUUGGAAAAACAGAAGCUGGGAUAGAGGUGACCAGUCCUGAGCCAGAUCCUAAACCAUCAGAAGGUGUAUCCAGUCAGUCAGAAAUAUCAGUAAGUGCAUUUGGUCAGCCAGCAACAGCAGCCACUGGCCUGUUUGGAAAGCUAGCCACAUCAAGCACUGGAGGCCUAUUUGGAACAGUUCCCACCACUUCCAGUACAGGCGGGUUGCUUGGAACAGUAACCUCUGCAGCAAGUGCAGGGGGUUUGUUUGGAUCAGUGACCACUACAGCCAGUACAGGGGGUUUGUUUGGAUCAGUGACCACCACAGCCAGUACAGGAGGUUUGUUUGGAUCAGUGACUACCACAGCCAGUACAGGGGGUUUGUUUGGAACAUCUACCUCCACCACCAGUACAGGAGGUUUGUUUGGAACAAAUACCUCCACAGCCAGUACAGGGGGUUUGUUUGGAACAGCAACAUCCACCACCAAUAACGGGGGGUUGUUUGGAACAUCUACCUCCACCACCAGUACAGGUUUGUUUGGAACAGCAACAUCCACCACCAAUAACGGGGGGUUGUUUGGAACAGCAACCUCCACCACCAGUACAGGAGGUUUGUUUGGAACAAAUACCUCCACAGCCAGUACAGGGGGUUUGUUUGGAACAGGACCAUCCACCACCACUUCAAAAGUUGGCGGAAGUUUAUUUGGAGCAACAUCUACCACUUCAGCUACUUCCUCUUUUGUUGGUUCUGCCACCACAACUCCUACUACAACACCUUCUUUGUUUGGAGGAACAGCUGCAUCAACAUCAGCAUCUUCAGGAUUUGGCGCUGCAACUACUAUGUCUACAUCCUUAUUUGGAGGGGCUUCUGCUUCUCAGCCCAUAUUUGGUAGCGCACCAACAUCAACCACAUCAUCUACAUCAUUAUUUGGGAGUACAUCUAAAAGUACAUCCUCUGGAUUUGGAGGGUUUACUAGUCCUAGCUUUGGCCAAAAUACUGCAUUUUCACAGUCCAACCAAAGCAGUACAUUGUUUGGUCAAGCAACAACUACUCAAGCUGGAUUUGGCCAAACACCAAGUCAGUCCCCAUUCAGCCAGACACAGUCUAGCUCUCAGAGUCAAGCAUCUGGAGAUGGUGGUUUGUUUAGUGGACUUGGAGGGCAACCAAGUGCUGAAAAGGCUAAUACCAAUGUAUUUGGUUCACCCUCUGCCUUUGGAACCUCUGCCACACCUGGUUCAGCAUCACUGUUUGGCAACCAGAAGUCUACAGGAUUCGGUAAUAGUGGGUCAGGUACUACCUCGGCGUCAGGUGGAGCAUUCUCUGGGGGAUUCUCAAUGGGAGGAACAGGAGUAGGAUCGACUGGAUUUGGGGUCAGCCAGCCCCAGGGGCAAGGCGGUUUUGGAGGAGCGCCAGCAUUUGGGGGCAGUCCGACAUUUGGAAGUGCUCUUGGAGGUUUUGGUAGUCCACCAGCCUUUGGUAGUGGAGCAACUUUUGGUAGUGGAGCCACCUUUUCUAGUCCUGCAUCCACUGCUAGUUCUAGUGCAGGAGGCUCGGGAUUUGCAGGAUUUGCCAGUUCUAACAGCCCUACAUUUGGAAGUCUAGCAGGAUCCUCUGAUACACCGUCCUUUGGUGCCCUAGGUGGAGGAGGGGGAGGAGGAUUCGGUUCUCCAGGAUUUGGAGGAGGUAGUCCAGGAUUUGGGUCGACACCUUCUCAAGGAUUUGGAAACGCUGGUGCAGGGAACAGUUCAUUUGGGUCCAAUCCCGCAUUUUCUGGAUACAGAUAAUGAGUACUUCAAGACUGUCAAAUCUAGACAAGGCGUCUUUAACAUCUAUAGACCAAGGGGUUUUAGUCGCAUCUCAACAGAGUGUUGCUGUAUGUAAUUGGGACUUCAAAAAUACUGUUACAAGACCAUAAGUUACCAGAUUUUGUAGAAUUUCAGUUUGAUUGUUGCUGAUGAGAAGAUUUUUAUGGCUUGAAAUUUAUUUGCUUUGUACAAUAAUAAUAAAUAUCUCCCCAAAAAAUAUGGCAGGUGAUUUUUACAACAAAGGUAGUGAUAGGUGUCUUGAGUAACUAAUGCUGUGUUUUCAUGUUCUGUUUAUGUAUACAAUAAGAAUGUGUGAAGGAACAUGUAUUAAACAAGUCUAAGGCUGCUUGUUUAUAGAAAUAAUAUCAGUUGUAACAAACUUGAACAUUUUAAAAGACCUCAAAAUAGACUCAUGAGAGAGCAAAUCCUCCAUAAAAACCAGUUCUUUUGUUACAUAGAUUUUUUUUUCUUGAAAAUAUAUCAUGUAUAUUUUUUUUUUCGUGUCAGAAAUGAUAAAAAGAUUUUUAAAUAUCACUUUUGUUUUCCCUCCUUUCAGGUUAUUUAAUUGUACAAAAAGCUGCAUUUUACUUUUUUUUGUCCUAAUACAAAGGGACUUCAACUCUGCU